UCGUUACUAUGGUUAAAUCGAUCGAUUUUUUCGUUUGCUAAUCACAACAUUGCUCCCACGUAGUGAAAAUUCAUUCAUGAUGUCCAGUAAUGUUGAAUGAAGGAUGGAGAGGAAAACGAGUUUUAGGGGUUGUCAGGAUUCACACUGAUAGUCAUUGAUGAAAAUAACAAUCUGAGGAUAAGUCAAAAUGUCAUUGGUAUUGUCGAGAGUGGAUUAUGUGUCGGUUGGGGUGACAUCGAAGAGCACAACACGUAUUUUACCCUCACACGAAGCAAAAGCCACUCAAAAAUUCGCCAUUGGGGACCACGAUGGAAUUCUUCAUGUCUUUGGAAUGAAAAAAGGAGAGUUGCAGUUGGUGUUCAAAUCCCUCCCAGGUCCGAAGAUAGAGCGACUGGUCCUCGGUGGGUCAUUAGGAAGUCCCAAAGAUAAGAUUUUCAUCGCCUACGGUAAUUCCGUCAAAGGUUACACGAAAAAAGGAAAGAUGUUCCUGGAGUUCGAUACGAGUCUCAUCGACCCCAUCACUUCGAUGUUCGUCCUGGGGCCCGACCUGGCGGCGUGUGCCCGAGAUUUAUAUCACAGGUACCAAAACUGCAAAGACGCCGACUCGUAUCUCGCAGGGGAGACUCUGAACGACGUGAUUCUAAUUCCCGGUGAGGGUACAUCGGUUCUGGCCAUUCUCGCUUGCGGGGAUCGCGCCAUUCGCGUACUAACUGGCACCAAGAACCCUACAAUCCUUCGACUUCCAAGUGUUCCCACAGUGCUGAGCUCCUGGAGGGAGGACGACCGAGACUCCCGAAACCGAAUCCUCCUGGGCACUCAGGACGGAAAAAUCGGUCUGCUAACAGUUCAAGGUGCCAAAACAAUUCGAAUAACUUGGCUGCUGACUACAGUCGCCUCAGAAGUGACGUCCCUGGACACAUACGAGCUCGAUGACGGUCUGGACAUCCUGGUCGGACGUCAGGACGGAUCGGUGGAAGUCUUCACCUUUUCAGAUGACGAGGAGACGACACCGCUGCAUCGAUACCGCUAUAACGCAGGAGAAAGUAUCAGCACAGUAAUGGGAGGGAUUAUCGGUGCCUCUGGCUACCCCGAAAUCCUAGUGACAACUUACUCAGGCCGAGUGUUCGGUUUAACAACGAGACCCCCAGGCUCGUUGGAGGCUGGAGCCAAUUUGGAGGCCCUGGAAAAAUUGAAAACCGAGAUUCUUCAGCUUGAACAAAAACUGGUAGAGGACAGUGAGAUGUUUGACUUUCCAAACGAAGGUAUUGUUCCCCUGAUCCUCUCGGUGAAUCAUCGGAUGCUGCUGGAUCCAGACACAGCGUCUUAUCAGCUAUCGAUCGAGCUCGACACCCCCAUAGACAAUGUUCUGAUACAAUCAGACACACCAGUGGAGCUGUUGGACGAGAGCAACAGUGCAGUGGCCAGUCUCUCAAUUUGCAAUCCACUGGAGAAUAAUUUUGUUCUAGCAACUUAUCGAUGUCAGGCAAACGUCAAUCACCUGGAAACUCGAUUGCGCACUAUAGAGGGACAAUCAGGUGUCCUCCAGGUUUACGUGACGACUCAGAUCCAGCCAAAGGGUUGCAGAAGAAUAAACGUGCCGAUUUAUGCAUUGUCCCUUCACGCUAGGCUACAUCAGGACGAGAAUCCACAUACGUCUGGAGGACCUUUUAAUGAAUUAAGACUGGUUGGAGGUUUCACUGUCGCUGAGAUGCAUGCCUGGCUAUCCCUGGCACUUCCACAUAUUCCCGAAAGACCGCAAUUGGUUGAUGGGGAGGCCGCCUUAAAUUAUAUAUCGACCUUUGUUGGGACUCUGUUGAAAUGUAAGUACAAGAAGGGGAGUGCCAGUUUUCUUGGAGAGAAUGUAUCCUCUGUGAUCAUUUUGAGGGAUCUGUUGACGAGGGAGGCCACCAAGAGGAAGAUCAAGCUGGAUGUGUUUUGUGAUAUUGCUGAGGGCAGUGUCACCAGAGUCUUGGAGCUCAUUCUACCCAGGCUCAAAGCUGCUGAUGAGUUGACACAGAAACUGAGGAUUCUGGAUGCCCUGCAGGAGUGGGAGAUGAAGAGUGAGGCUGAAGGAAAUUUGAGUAGUGAGUAUCAGGAACUUCUGAGGCAGGAAGACCAAAUUAGACAACAGAUGGCUAAACAUCCGGAGAUCCUGGUGAGGCUGCAUGGAGUAAUUACGGAUUUAUACGUCGAUUGGGAGAGAGCUAAAGGCGCCAGGAGAAUGACUUCUGCAGUCGCUGCUGAAAAACUAAGUUCUGCACUUGAAACUCGGAACAUCGAGGCUCUUCAACAAAUUAUUCUUGGAAAAGAUGAAAAUCCAAUUACACCACCUGCUAGUCUUAGCCUUGGACAGGAUAUCGUCGUUUGA
Molecule: messenger RNA, 2368 nt
Organism: Diachasmimorpha longicaudata
Lineage: Eukaryota; Metazoa; Arthropoda; Insecta; Hymenoptera; Braconidae
Product: Bardet-Biedl syndrome 7 protein homolog
Exons: 4
Coding region: 188-2368 (726 amino acids)
Biological process (GO): intracellular transport; cilium assembly; intracellular protein localization
Cellular component (GO): axoneme; membrane; BBSome
Molecular function (GO): protein binding
Source: RefSeq, a predicted model, not a curated record